CAGAGGAGUUACAGAGCUGCAAGUGCUAAAGCAGAAGACGGCAGCGACAUCGAACAUGGUCUCUGAGGAUUUGGUGGCGGCAAAGCUAGAAGAGAGCUCGCACGACGGGUUGUUGGACCAGAGCGUGGAUGAGCACCAGGAGAGUGGAGAAAGCGCAGCAGCAGACGGCGACGAGGAGAAGGAAGGAGAAGAAAAGGCUGACGAGGAUGCAGGAGAUUUGAAGGAGGAGGCGUCGAUGGCUGAGGCUGAGGUCGAAGCCAGGAUGGAUGCGAGCGAAAGUGAGGAAACGGCUGCGAAUGAAGCUGAGCAGGAAGAGCCGCUUGACGCUGGAGACGGAGACAUAGAGGAGGACAUAUCGAAGCUAAACAAAUUCAAGAAAACGGACGGGAGAUCUGCGUCGCCGGGGCAGAAGAGAGGCAGAGAUAGCGACUUCCAGGACGACGCAUCGAGCAGCCAAGCAGCUGCAGCAAGCAACGGCGCUGGAAUCGACGGCAACGAGGAGAUCGAGGACGAGCAAACCCGCAAGAGAAGAGAGUUCGAGGAGAAGUUCAACGCGCUACUCAAGAAGCCGACAAAGAGAAGGAAGAACAACGACGUCGAUUUGGAGGCGAUGCAAGAUGAGGCGAUCUCCCACUUGAAAAACAUGAUGAAAGACGCCGCGUACAUGGACAUUGACUGUGUCAACAACAAGAAGCCUGCAGCCAACAAGCUCAAGCUGCUUCCGCAGGUCAGAGACACGUUGUUGAAGUCCAACUUGUACGACUCGAUCUUGGACAACAACCUCCUCGAGGCUGUGCGGAUCUGGUUGGAGCCAUUGCCGGACGCGUCGUUGCCAUCCUUUGAGAUCCAGAAGACGUUACUGAACGAACUUGUGAAGUUACCGAUCAAAACGAUCCACUUGAGAGAGUCCGGGUUGGGGAAGGUGAUGAUUUUCUACCAAAAGUCCAAGAAGGUGGAUCCUGCGUUGAAGAGGAUUGCUGAAAAGCUGAUUGGUGACUGGACCAGACCUGUGAUGGGCCGAUCCGACAACUACAGAGCCAGGGAGGUUCCUACGGCCAACUUCGACAUCGAGAAGUUCAAAGCGAAGACGAAACUGCAAACCGGCGGUGCCGAUACCGCUCAGAGCGGCAGAAAGUCGCUAUACCAGGAAAGUGCAGACAGAAGGAAGAGAGCUGCUGCCCCUGAAGCUAGAACUUCAGUUUACACUAUUGCCCCUCAGACCAGCAUAAACGCCUUGCAUGCACAGAGAGCAAGCGGUCUAUCCACGGGAAUCGGCCAGUCUCUGAACAGAGACGAGAGAUUCAAGGCCCUCAACAAAAAGUUGACCAAACUUUCCCAGAAGAAGAAGGCUGGCAAGAAAGAUGGUGUCUCUAUUGAAGGUAGAGGUCUCAACAUAUAAAUGUUUUUUGUAAUUUAGUACAGUAAUAUUACUACGCACUUUGUAUUUGGUCCUUGCUACAUCGCAA
Molecule: messenger RNA, 1466 nt
Organism: Pichia membranifaciens NRRL Y-2026
Lineage: Eukaryota; Fungi; Ascomycota; Pichiomycetes; Pichiales; Pichiaceae
Exons: 1
Coding region: 56-1399 (447 amino acids)
Biological process (GO): poly(A)+ mRNA export from nucleus
Cellular component (GO): nucleus
Source: RefSeq, a predicted model, not a curated record